AAGCUUAUAAAUAACUACAAUCACUCACACAAUUCUCGCCACCAGCCCAACUUUUCUCUUUCUCGCCAAACUUUCUCGGCUGUUUCCUUUCUCCCAAACACUUUCUUUGUUGUAUGGCAGCUCGCUUACUAUCCUAUGAGGUAGCUGACCUCUGUAUCGGCAAGCCGCCGCUGACGCCUCUCUCCAUCUCCGCCACCGUCGCCGACGCCGUCGCCGCCCUCAGAAUCUCCGAAGACAGCCACGUCAGCGUAUGGAGUUGUGACCACCAUUUAUCUUCGGUGGCGCAGCCGAAAUACGGCGGCGGCGAGGAGUGUCGGUGUGUCGGAAAAGUUUGUAUGGUUGACGUCAUUUGUUACCUGUGUAAUGACGAGAACCUUUUGUCUCCGACCUUGGCUUUGGAGUCCCCUGUUUCUGUAUUGUUGUCGAAAGAUUCGUGUCGGGUCAGGCACGUGGAUCCCUUUUCGAGUUUAUUGGAAGCCAUUGAUCUCAUCCUCCAAGGUGCUCAAAAUCUUGUUGUACCAAUAAAGACCAAUUCAAGAAGAAAACUUCAAAAAUCAUUAAUCAUUCCCACAUCUCAUAAUGGCCGUGAAUUCUGUUGGUUAACCCAAGAAGAUGUGAUUAGAUUCCUCCUCAGUUCAAUCGGCCUCUUUUCCCCCGUUCCAGCGCUCUCCAUUGCCGCGCUUGACAUCAUCAACACCGAAUUCUUAGCCACUAGGUACCACUCCACGGCCGCCUCGACAAUCGGAGCCAUUUCGUGUUCCCUCGCUAAGCAAACUUCCGUAGCAGUCAUAGACGACGACAACGGAACUUUGAUCGGCGAGAUAUCUCCCUUCACCCUCGCCUGCUGUGACGAGACCGUCGCAGCUGCUAUCACGACCCUCUCUUCAGGGGACCUAAUGGCCUAUAUAGACUGCGGUGGUCCCCCAGAGGAGAUUGUGAGGGUCGUGAAGGCGAGGUUGAAGGAGAUGAACUUGGAAGGAAUGUUGGAGGAUUUCAUUAUCUCCUCCAACAUUUCUUCUAGCUCUUCUUCAUCCUCUGAUGAGGAGUCAUUGUCCCCAACCACGCCAUUGCCAAGGUCAGGAAGGUACAAUAGGUCAAGUAGCUACUCCGCGAGGAUGGUGAGGAGGUCAGAGGCUAUAGUGUGCCAUCCAUGGAGUUCUUUAGUGGCAGUGAUGAUCCAAGCGAUCGCUCACCGGGUUAAUUAUGUUUGGGUCAUUGAAGAGGAUUGUAGCUUGGUUGGAAUUGUGACAUUUUCUAACAUUUUGGGCGUUUUUUACGAACAUUUACAGUCCAUGGAUCAAGGAGAUUAGAAGCUUAGAGGAUAGUUCUAACUCUUCAAGGAAAGAGGAGAAAGAAUUCAAGCAAAAUAACAGUAAUGAUAUGUACACAGAAAAGUGCACAUAAUAAGUGACACUGUAAA
Camellia sinensis is the source of this 1420-nucleotide messenger RNA. RefSeq names its product CBS domain-containing protein CBSX5. NCBI's taxonomy places the organism in Eukaryota, Viridiplantae, Streptophyta, Magnoliopsida, Ericales, Theaceae. The record is from RefSeq and is a predicted model, not a curated record. Gene Ontology annotation, cellular component: cytoplasm; nucleus.